Molecule: messenger RNA, 699 nt
Organism: Amphimedon queenslandica
Lineage: Eukaryota; Metazoa; Porifera; Demospongiae; Haplosclerida; Niphatidae
Product: putative ankyrin repeat protein RBE_0220
Exons: 3
Biological process (GO): regulation of apoptotic process
Cellular component (GO): nucleus
Molecular function (GO): protein binding
Source: RefSeq, a predicted model, not a curated record
AUGUUUGAAUCAGCUGAAGCUGAAAAAGAAAUAGUAGAUACUUUAAUUGGUCUUAAUAAUGAAUUCUCUUAUUUAAUGAUGCAUGCACGGUUAGGCCUUGAGAAGAAGACUAAGAAUGAUCCUUACAUUUUGCACAGUCUUAUCAUAUGGUUGGAGGCUUACAUGCAUUGGAAUGAUAAACUAACAAAUGCAUCAUUAGAUGAAACUUUCAAAAUUAUUCAUCCAUACUAUGAUUUUAUUGAUUGCCGUCUGAUAGUGGACAUGAGUCAAAUUUUUCUAAAAGGCUUCAAAUUUGGAGAUGAUAAGUUAAGCAUUGUUAGUGAGUUUAAAAAGUAUAAAGAAAAAGCUGAUAAACUUCGAUUUUCAUCUGAAGCUGAUCCUAAUGUUCAAACAAAUGAUGGAGCAACUGCUUUUAUGUUGGCUUGUCAAAAUGGUCACACUCAAAUAGUUGAACUGUUGAAACAAGUUGAUCCUAAUGUUCAGAGAAAUGAUGGAGCAAAUGCUUUUAUGUUGGCUUGUCAAAAUGGUCACACUCAAAUAGUUGAACUGUUGCUGAAGGAACAAGUUGAUCCUAAUGUUCAAGACAAAGAUGGUGACACUGCUUUGAUGGCUGCCAGUGAUGAAGGACAUUAUGAAGUAGUUAAGCUAUUAUUAGAAUGGAAAGCUGAUCCUACUAUUAAAUCUAAUGGUGGCUACACU